AAAGGGAAAUAUAGAAGCUACACGAUUUUGACAAAGUCUCUCAUGUUUGAUUUUGCAAGGAAAGACUGAAAGAUGAAGAAAGAGAUAGAUAAAGAAAGAAAAGAAGAGUCGAUGAAGAAAAAAGAAGUAGACGAUGAAGAAGACGAAGAAAAAAAGUACAAAUAGAGAAAGAAUAUUCAUUAUACUUUUUUGAGUAAUUAAAUUAUAUAUAUAAUCUGAUAAUAGUUACAACUUCCAUCCAACGACCCACUCAUCAUAUACCAACUUCCAAACGCUAAAGUAUUUUCGUUUUCACUUUUAGGGGCAAAUUUGUCAUAAAUUCGAUGAAAAAGUUGAAAAAAUGCCUCAUCUCUGCAAAGUGCCUCAAAUGGAAUAAAAUUUUCUAAAAGUGCCUAAACUUGUCACAUUCCUAAAAAGGAAAUCACUCAGUAUUUGAGCACGUGAGUGUCACGUGCUUACAAGUUUAUUAUUUUCCGUCGCCUCAAAUUUUAUUAUUUUCGCUUCGCCGACGUAUUUCUCUCUCUUCCGUCUAGUCUAGCUCUCCGAUCAUGUGGGUGACGAAUACCGUACUUCUAUAUCGACCCAAUUCUAUGAACCGAUUAACCUUUUCUUACCCGACCCGACUCGCCCACUCUCGUAAAGCCUCUUCCUUUUCCCGUUUCUUUCGGUCUUCAAAGAGGAAGAAGCGGGUUACGACAUUGUCGACGAAGAAACCAGAUGACGAUCACGAGAUAUCGCCAGUUCCGCCGGAGAAAUUCUCCGCUGAUUUGGGAUGGUUAUCGGCUUUUCCUCAUGUAUCAGUUGCUUCUAUGGCCAAUUUUCUCUUUGGUUAUCACAUUGGUUUGUUCUUGCAGAGUGAUGAAUGGCCCCAUCGUGUCUAUUGCGCGUGAACUUGGGUUUGAAGGCAAUUCUAUUCUUGAGGGUCUUGUUGUGAGCAUAUUUAUUGCCGGUGCAUUUAUUGGUAGCAUAGUCGCCGGUCCACUAGUUGACAAGUUUGGCUACCGACGCACCUUUCAGAUUUUCACGAUACCCCUCAUUCUUGGUGCCCUUGUGAGUGCACAAGCUCACUCCUUGGAUGAGAUCUUAUGUGGAAGAUUUCUUGUUGGUCUUGGUAUUGGCGUCAACACAGUUCUUGUUCCAAUAUAUAUAUCCGAGGUUGCUCCGACGAAAUACAGAGGUUCCCUUGGAACUUUAUGUCAAAUUGGCACUUGUCUCGGGAUAAUCUUUUCUCUUCUCUUAGGGAUUCCUGCAGAAGAUGACCCUCAUUGGUGGAGGACAAUGCUCUAUGUAGCGAGUAUGCCUGGUUUUCUUCUUGCACUUGGUAUGCAAUUUGCAGUAGAAAGUCCCCGUUGGCUCUGUAAGGUUGGACGACUUGAUGAUGCCAAAGUAGUGAUAAGAAACAUCUGGGGAGGAUCUGAAGUCGAGAAAGCUGUAGAAGAUUUUCAGUCGGUUAUGAAGAAUAGUGGCUCCAACUUAAAUAGCAGAUGGCUGGAACUCCUUGAUAAACCACAUUCACGAGUUGCAUUCAUUGGGGGCUCCCUUUUUGUCCUACAGCAAUUCGCGGGCAUAAAUGGCGUUCUUUAUUUCUCAUCUUUAACAUUCCAAAAUGUUGGAAUCACGAGUGGUGCUCAAGCAAGUCUAUAUGUUGGAGUCACAAAUUUUGCAGGUGCUCUGUGUGCGUCUUAUUUGAUUGAUAAGCAAGGAAGAAAGAAGCUUCUUAUCGGUAGCUACUUGGGAAUGGCAGUCUCUAUGUUUCUUAUUGUUUAUGCUGUUGGUUUCCCCUUGGAUGAAGAUCUGAGCCAGAGUUUGUCAAUACUUGGAACACUCAUGUAUAUAUUCAGUUUUGCAAUUGGAGCUGGUCCUGUAACAGGUCUCAUCAUCCCUGAGCUAAGCAGCAACAGAACGCGUGGAAAAAUCAUGGGUUUCAGCUUCUCUGUACAUUGGGUCUCCAACUUCUUGGUUGGUUUGUUCUUCCUGGAUCUGGUGGAGAAAUACGGGGUUGGAACGGUCUAUGCCAGCUUUGGCUCAGUAUCAUUGUUGGCAGCGGCAUUCUCACACCUCUUCACGGUGGAAACAAAGGGUCGAUCACUAGAAGAGAUCGAACUGUCUUUGAACUCCAGAGACGACCUGAGUUAAAAAAAAAAACGGUAUAAGUGAAAGAAAGAGAGAAAGACCUCAAAAUUUUUAUCAGUUUUUCAUCAGUUGUUGUAAAAUGUAAAUAGCCUGGAAAUUAGCUUGUGAGAAAUCUUGUGAGUAUAUAGAUAUACUUAGGUAUGUAAGAAAAGAUUUAUAAAAAAUGCGAAAGAAAGUUGACAAGGAUUACACAAAAUACAUACUUAUGAAAGGUUUGUGCCUAUUUACAAGUGGUAAG
Arabidopsis thaliana (thale cress) is the source of this 2371-nucleotide messenger RNA. Its product is annotated as Major facilitator superfamily protein. NCBI's taxonomy places the organism in Eukaryota, Viridiplantae, Streptophyta, Magnoliopsida, Brassicales, Brassicaceae. The record is from RefSeq and is marked reviewed. Gene Ontology annotation, biological process: hexose transmembrane transport; transmembrane transport. The transcript is spliced from 12 exons. Gene Ontology annotation, cellular component: chloroplast membrane; membrane. The coding region runs from base 718 to 2136 and encodes 472 amino acids. Gene Ontology annotation, molecular function: transmembrane transporter activity.